AUGACUCACCGACAACGGACAGCGGCGUUCGACAUGAGCGCCCUGGCAAACACACUACCGCAGGGGCUUUAUCGACCACUCAAUGGCCACGGCCAGCAGCGAUACAACACGUUCGCGCCUCCCGUUGCCGGUAACCAGCUUGGCGUUUCCAGUACCGUGGGCCCCAUGCCCACGCAGGAAUACUACCUCGCGCAGCAAACCCAUAUGGCACACUUCUACCAGACGCCCAUGUCGUCGCAAGCGCCCCCUGCCAUGACCUCCAGAGCCGACCAAGGCUACUACCCAAGCCCAGUCCUCAUGAAUCAAGCAGCCCAUGGCGGUGUCCACUUCUAUUACUCGCCUACGGCGGCAUUCCAGGGGCAUAGUCCUCAUGUUCACGGACAUGUUGCACUCGGUCAGUACGGGCUCAUACCGACUGUGCAUCAGCACGCGGAUCCGAGAUCGCCGCAGUCCAUGCCAAGCGGCCAAGAGGUGCUCCGGGUGCCUCCCUCAGCUGGCCCGCAGGUCAAGGGAGGCAUCAAUGGGCGCCGGAGUAUUGUCCGGGGACCGCCCAGAAAGCCAAGGCAGAGUGGCCACGCUAUCUGGAUUGGAAACCUCCCCCCGCAGACGGAUCUGAUGAGCUUGGUGCACCACGUGUGCAAGGAGACCGAAGGGCUGGAGUCCCUUUUUCUGAUUUCCAAGAGCAAUUGCGCCUUUGCCAAUUACAAGGACGAGCAGCUGUGCUCGGCGGCGCAGCGGAAAUUACACGAUUCCAACUUCAUGGCGGUCCGCCUGGUCAGCAGGCUGCGGAAAAGCACGGUGGAAGGGCCAGCGGGUGUCACGGCUCCCACGGGGCCAUCCGCAUCGGCACCGCAGGCGCCAUCUUCGCAAGAUGACAGCGUCUCUGGAGUUGAGGGUGGCGAGACCAGGGAAGAGAAUGGCGCCUCGGUCAGUUAUGGCACCGCAGCUGCCCACGAAGCCAAAGCCGCGGCGUCUUUGAUGGAUGCUCGGCCCGUGCAAAGGGACCGCUUCUUCGUUCUCAAGAGCUUGACGAUAGAAGACCUCGAGUUGAGUGUCCGGACAGGCAUCUGGGCCACGCAGGCACACAACGAAGACAUCCUAAACUCGGCAUUCCAGACCUCAGACAAUGUCUAUCUCGUGUUUUCGGCCAACAAGUCCGGCGAGUACUUUGGCUACGCGCGCAUGGCAUCGCCCAUCAACUCGGACCCGGCAGCCGCUAUCGAGUUCGCGCCGAGCGUGCAGUCGGCCAGCGAGGUCGAGCUCCCCAAAGCCAUACCGACCGAGGCGACCGAGUUCGCGCCCAAGGGCCGCAUCAUUGACGACUCGGCCCGCGGCACCAUUUUCUGGGAGGCAGACCGUGACGACGACAAUGACGACAACAACAACAAGGCAGCAGCAGCAGCCACGUCCUGCGAUGGCGGACAACAACAACACGACGACGAAGGAGUCUCUGGCAGUACUAGCGGCUCGGCGGCGGGAGGAGUAGGUGCGGACACGGGGAGCGUCCGGAGCGGCCAGGAUGGUAGUAGCAGCGUGAGCGUUGGCGCGGCGGCGGGCAGAGAGCCCAACAGUAAGGCGUGGGGCAAGCCAUUUCGGCUCGAGUGGCUAUCCACGUCGCGUCUCCCCUUCUACCGGACGAGGGGGCUGAGAAACCCUUGGAACUCUAACAGGGAGGUCAAGAUCGCGAGGGACGGCACCGAGCUCGAGCCGUCGGUAGGGAGGAGGCUGAUCGGGCUUUUCAAUAGGGUGCCACAGAGCCCGGCCCUGCCCAUGCUUCCGCCCAUGGUGGCCCCUAUGGGCAGUGCGGUAGUACAACUCCAAGGGCCGCCGACGCCUGCCACGAUGGCUGGGUAUUACGCUGUGCGAUAG
Parathielavia appendiculata is the source of this 1869-nucleotide messenger RNA. RefSeq lists its product as uncharacterized. Lineage: Eukaryota; Fungi; Ascomycota; Sordariomycetes; Sordariales; Chaetomiaceae. Gene Ontology annotation, molecular function: N6-methyladenosine-containing RNA reader activity; mRNA binding. The transcript has 4 exons. Gene Ontology annotation, biological process: regulation of alternative mRNA splicing, via spliceosome; mRNA splicing, via spliceosome. Gene Ontology annotation, cellular component: nucleoplasm. The record is from RefSeq and is a predicted model, not a curated record. The coding region runs from base 1 to 1869 and encodes 622 amino acids.